Messenger RNA from Acanthaster planci (crown-of-thorns starfish), 1951 nucleotides. RefSeq names its product testis expressed 264, ER-phagy receptor (gene tex264). The record is from RefSeq and is a predicted model, not a curated record. Gene Ontology annotation, biological process: reticulophagy; protein-DNA covalent cross-linking repair. Gene Ontology annotation, cellular component: autophagosome membrane; nucleus; endoplasmic reticulum membrane. Lineage: Eukaryota; Metazoa; Echinodermata; Asteroidea; Valvatida; Acanthasteridae.
UCCAACGUACUAGACAUCGUUGGACUGUGUUCUGACGUGUAUUCGUGAAUGCUUCCUUAUAAAUACAUGAAACAUGGCGUCAAUUUUAGUACUCGGAAUUGUUGGGGUUUUGAUUGCUAUUGUGGUCACUCUGUUUUGCCUGCUUGUCUUUUCGGGUCUGUUCCAUGCCAUUGAGAUAGGGACGAAGAAGUCCCCUGUGUCCAAACUCCAUAUUGCGUACAAAUUUGCCCGUGGAAGCUACAGCGAGGGCGGACCGCUGUGGACUGAGGUGUCGAAAGAAGCACCGAAUCUUCGAUGUAUCGGCGUGUAUUACGACGAUCCAAACACGGUCCGCACCGCAAACCUGCGCUACAUUGUCGGCAUGAUACUGAGCGAGGGCGAUGACGAGCCCGACAAGGAGCUGGAGGAACGACUGGUCGCCAAGGGGUUCAAGACGGCCGACUUUCCCGAGGUGUCCACCAUGGUCCAAACCACAUUCCCCUUCACCACCACCCUGUCCAUCUACAUUGCCAUCUUCAGGGUGUAUCCUGCCCUGCACAACUACGUGAAGGCAAACGAUCUAUGUGCCUACCCUUUCAUCGAGCUUUACGACAACGGGCUGAUCCACUUCCUGGCUCCGCUCUCCAAGCAGAAGGACUUCUACGUCCCCGAGACGGGCGGGGUGGAGAUCGGGGAGCUCUCGGCUGGCCAGCUGGACGAGGACGAGGAGGGAGAAGACCAGGAGACAUCCCAGCGGAGCGUCGCGGAGGACGAGCCACGUGACCCGGCCGACACACCAGGAGGUGAAGACAGUACUAACAGCGAUAGUUCAUUUGAACAGGUAGAUCCUCCAGAAAUGAAAUAACCAAAUUGUUUUGGUGAAGUUUUCCCCCUAUUUCUGUACAUGCAAAAUGUGGUUUGUUGAAAUGAGGAGGUGAUUGGGUCCGCCCGGUCACCCAUUCGGUUUGUCCUCCCAUGUUCUUCUCUUUUUGUUAUUUCUUCUUUAUAAUUCUCUGUGGCUUUUCUCUGAGAUGGUAUACCUUGUAAACUUGAAACUCGACACAAUUAUUGAUCCCAAUCUCAAGGGUGAUGGCACAGUGAAAUCAUCAGGCAUCAAAUUUCCAGCGACUGGAAUUGAAUAAGGCAGCGUGCUCAUAUUUUUAGACCAGGUUGACCAUAUCUACGGUAAUUCUUUGGCAACAUUACAGAUUACAACAGAAAGUCAUGUGACCUCGACUUCCAGGGUAACUGGAAGCACAAUGGUAACAGCUCGAAAAUUGAAGGAUUUGUCUUCACCCAAUCAAUUAGUAAACCCUUGGGAGCUUGCAAUCUGAGCACUCUACAAGGUUUGCUUAUGUCAUAACAUGAAAGGGUGCCCUCGUAUGGCAGAUCAAAGAUAAUAUUUGACAUUUAUGUUGUCUGCUACGCGUGCAGAUUCACGAAAGUGGACGAAACGGCAUAUCAGACAUGCAUGUUUUGUGAAGUUGCCAAAUAACGACCUUGCCAUCCGGAAAGUUAUUGAAUGGACAAUUUUGAGAUGAUCAUGUUCUCUCUUGAUUUGAUCUUGUCAUGUGAUAAACAUGUACUUCAGAAGUGUUAUCUUGAACAAACUAUUGAAAUCGACUACACUUUCCGAUGACAUACGUAGAACUUCUUUGACGUCUUCAUACCAGGAAUCAAUAUUGCCCAAUCACCUCGUGCUUCUAACUGAAACGAAGACGUCUCGUCUGGUUUAUUGUUUGUUGUUAUCACUGCAUGGGCUAUUCAUUUCCAUUUUUUUUGCAGAAGGUAGCCUUGUCCGUUUUCUCUCUCAAAUUCUAGUUGUCACAUUCAGUUCGACAGGCUCAUCCCGAUAUGAAGAAAAUCAAAACUGAAAACUGGAAUAGAUAGUGUAAUACUUUUCGGUAAAUUCAUUUCUUUGUCCUCUAUAUUUACAUAUGAAAAAAAAUUGUAAUUAAAACUUAUUUCAGUA